CACACUGCUGUAUUGCUAGUGCUGACAGUGCAGCUCGUAUCGCGGCUGGUUCUGUAUUGGGCUUCAAUUCUCAGCUGUACUGUACUUCCAGAAGCAUCAGACACUUACAGCCACAGACUUGACGUAGUGAUCUUCUCUCUUGGCCCAUAAUUUAGUUAGUAAAAUGCAAAGUUGCGUCGACUAUCUCAAUUGUAUUUAAAGUCAACUCCAUUCCCGCAAUAGACCAAACUCUCAUCAUCACUCAACAGCCAUCCAUCACCCCGCACUACACACUUCACAUUUCAACCACCAGCAUGCAUUUCGCUACCAUUGUCGCUACUGCUGCUCUCGCCAUGGGCGUCGCUGCUGAGCCUGCCUCUAAGGAUCUUCCCUUCAACGUUAUUUCUGCCCGCGUUUGGAGCUCAAAAGACUGCGGAGGUGACAACAACAGCGGAAACCUCGGCGAAUUGACCACGCAUCGCGACGAGCUCAAUAAAUGCUUCAAGUUCACCGACAAGGUCAAAUCGGUCAGCCAGUAUGAGCACGCCAAGGGAUGCAAGCUUCUCCUCUUCACAGACAGCAACUGCAAGCGUGGACAGAAGACUGUCAAGGAUGACCAGUGCCGCGAGACUUCUUCUCACUUCAGCAGCUACAAGACUGUUUGCAACUGAGCUGUCACGAGUCACGAGUUAAGACAUGAUGAUGCAUUAAUGGCCAAGAGAUGAUAAUGGACUAAUGGUUGUUAAGACGAUGAUGGCAGCAUAAGACGGAGUUAUGGACAUUCCUUUGGCAAAGAGGUCGUAUGAAUUAAUAUACAGCA
Molecule: messenger RNA, 799 nt
Organism: Fusarium redolens
Lineage: Eukaryota; Fungi; Ascomycota; Sordariomycetes; Hypocreales; Nectriaceae
Exons: 2
Coding region: 294-650 (118 amino acids)
Source: RefSeq, a predicted model, not a curated record